This is a messenger RNA of Moesziomyces antarcticus, 3777 nucleotides long. RefSeq names its product DUF803-domain-containing protein. NCBI's taxonomy places the organism in Eukaryota, Fungi, Basidiomycota, Ustilaginomycetes, Ustilaginales, Ustilaginaceae. Gene Ontology annotation, molecular function: magnesium ion transmembrane transporter activity; RNA binding. Gene Ontology annotation, cellular component: ribonucleoprotein complex; membrane. The record is from RefSeq and is a predicted model, not a curated record. Bases 1 to 3777 code for a protein of 1258 amino acids. Gene Ontology annotation, biological process: magnesium ion transport. The transcript is spliced from 7 exons.
AUGAAGACUGCGGCGGACCCCUCUUCGAUACUCAAACUCGUUCGGGCUAGAGAGUCAGAGAGUCAGCAGCAGCAGCAGCAGCAGCAGCAGCAGCAGCAGCGAGCACGGCCUCGACGUGCCCGCGCCCCCCGUUGGCCCGACGCAAUUCGCACUCCACUGCCGCCGCCGCCGCUCGUCCAAGUCCGACGCCGCCCUUCUUGCUACGCUUCCUCGACCCUGUCUGGCCAUCUCUUAGAAGCUUUACUUUUCGCCAUAGGCUUCGAUAGGCUUCAAAUUGCUCGCCCCGCCGCCGGACCUUUUGCCUCUCCACCACUCACGUUUCCGCACGCCAUCACGCCACCACCAUUGCAACCGCAUCGCGCAUCGCCUCAAGCAUCCCCCGAGCCGUUCCCUCUACGCAUCUCAGCCCCCGCUUUGCGGCAACGCAUGCUGCAGGCCGCAACCAUCGCCAUGCUCAUAUGCACGGCCGCAAGCUACGCUGCUCCGGCUCCCAUAGAUCGUCCCGGCUAUCUGCCGCCAGAAACGCCAACGCCCGCUGCGACCAACCAAUCCUCGCUCACACAACAAAAGUGGAUCGGCCUCACGCUCGCCAUCAGCAGCUCGCUCGCCAUCGGCACCAGCUUCAUCAUCACCAAAAAGGGCCUCAUGGACGCCGCCGAUAGGCACAACGGCCUCGCCUCCGACGGUCACACCUACCUCCAGAAUCCCAUCUGGUGGGCCGGCAUGGCCACCAUGAUCGUCGGCGAGGUCGCCAACUUUGCCGCCUACACCUUUGCACCCCCCAUCCUCGUCACGCCCCUCGGUGCGCUCAGCGUGCUCAUCGGCGCCAUCCUCGCCUCCUUCAUCCUCAAAGAGGAGCUCGGCCGCCUCGGCAAGGUCGGAUGCACGCUCUGCCUCGUCGGCACCGUCAUCAUCGUCGUCAACGCGCCCGAAGACAAGGAGAUCCAGACCAUCGACGAGAUGCUCAACUACGCGCUCCAGCCGGGCUUCAUGCUCUACUGCAUGUUUGUGCUCGGCUUCUCGCUCUUCAUGAUCUUCCGCAUGGUGCCCAAGUACGGCCGCAAGACGCCGCUCGUCUACAUCUCCAUCUGCUCCCUCGUCGGCUCCAUCUCGGUCAUGAGCGUAAAGGGCCUCGGCGUCGCGCUCAAGCUCACCUUUGCCGGCAGCAACCAGUUCAGCCAUCCGUCCACCUACUGCUUUGCCAUCGUCGUCGUCGUCUGCAUCCUCACACAGAUGAACUACUUCAACAAGGCGCUCGAUCAGUUCUCGACCAACGUGGUCAACCCGAUCUACUACGUCUUUUUCACCACCUCCACCAUCCUCGCCUCGGUGCUGCUCUUCCAGGGCUUCAACACGACCACGGCACCCGCCGUGUCGCUGCUCGGCGGCUUCAUCGUCAUCUUUACGGGCGUGUAUCUGCUCAACCUCAACCGCAUGGUCGAUCCGGUCACGCAGCAGCCGAGGAUGUCGCUCGUCACGGGCGAAGGUACGACGCGCAUGUCGGAGCAGCACGAACGGCUGCUCGACCAGCAGCGCACCAUGAGCAGCCUCGCCAACGGCAGGACGAGCUUUGGCGGUCGCAGUGCCGCGGUGUUUGGGCACGGCAGGAGGGGCAGUGGCGGCUCGUCGGUGCUCUUCAAUGCGUACGAGAACGAGGAGGCGCUCGGGCUGGCGCGGCUGGACGAGGACGAGUACGACGACGAUAUGCGCGACACCUCGCCCAUGAUCCGACAGGGCAAGACGCACGCCGCACGCGUCGGAGAGGCGCAGCGUGCACUGCGCGCGAGUCCCAAUGGUCACAGACCAUCCGCCGACAACGCCGCACGCACACAGCGUCAGCACAAACGCGCGAGCUUGAUCGACGACUCGACGGGCGACUUUGCGAAUACAAAUGAUUGGGGUUGGGAGAUCUGCAACACGGCUGUUCGCGCGCGUGCAUAUACCCUCCGACCCAUCAUGCAUGCGGAUUCCGGCGGACGUGGUGUUUCUUCCACCUCUUCCGUUGUUGGGAUGAUGGCACGAGGUCAGACCGAGUCUCCGGAUAAGCCGUGUACGCCUAGCGUUCGGUGGAGUGACAAGCGGGUGCGUGACAAACGCACGGCGGUUCCUGCCACUCCCUGGCGUCCGCGAAUCCUGCGUCGCGAUCUAUCCAACGACACCGAUCAACCCAGUCCACUCGACCGCAAAGUCACCCUACCACCCCUGAAGCUCAUGCGAGACGACACCAUGUUCUCGCCUGCUCCUAGCUCAGCUACGCUCGUACAGGGUGUGGAGAAACACGACGAGCCAAAGGGAGACGCAUAUCGAUGCACCCCCAACUCACCCUUCCUCCCGCGAGCUCCUCCCAACAAUACCACCAAGCCCGACCAUUCCUUCCGCUCAGCCAACCAAGAGACGGAUGCGCAAACUUUGUCGGGCAUUCUGCGUCAGGGUGGCGGGAUGAACAAGGCGGACGAAACGAACGUCUACGUCAAUGGUCUGCCCAAAGAGAUCAACGACAAUAUGCUUUAUCUGCUCGGCUCUUUCUGCGGUGUGGUGAUCAGCCACAAGGCCAUGCUGGACCGCCAUACGGGUAUGUGCAAAGGAUUCGGAUUCCUCAUGUACGCCACGCCCGACAUGGCCACCACGGCGAUCGAAUGGCUCAACUCGCACGGUUUCAGUGCGUCUUUCGCCAAAGAAUCGUUUUCGGCGCGGUUGCGACGCAUGGCGGAUACGAGUUCGACCAACGUAUACCUCUCGAACCUUCCGGUGAAGCUGAACGAGGCGCAGCUGGAGCAGCUCUUCAAUCCUCAUCCGGUGGCGAGUCUCAAGAUCCUGUACGACGUGCAUGGCGAGAGCAAGGGCGUUGGAUUUGUGCGGCUGUUCGAUCGUCAGACCGCGCGGACGUGCAUCGAGCGACUGCACGGUCGAGUGCUACCCGGCACGACGCUGCCGCUCCAAGUGCGGUUUGCGGACAGCGAGGCGCAGAAACACCUCAAGCAUUCGGCGCAGCAGAAGCACACGCUCGAAUCGCUCGGUCUACUCAACCACAAAGCUCCCCCUUCGCCAGCUGUGGACACGCGGGGUAUGCAGAGCGAGGUGCGAUCCAGGCAGUGGGGGGAAGAGGUGAGGCCGUCGGGGGUGGUGGCUUCGCGCGCUUGUGUGGGCAUGCCCAGCGUGCCUGUUUCGCCCGAGCUCAUCUCGUCGAACCUGUACGGACCGGGUGGGUUGGGCAUCCAGGUUCCGCCGAUGUGGGCGAAUGCGCAUCCGAUGGUCAAUGCGGUGCAGCUCGCCCAGCCCAUGCUCGCCGAAUGGACAUCGAUGCCCACAGCCCAGAUGGUGUUUCCGGAGCCGCUCUUCCAUGCCACCGACCAGUACCGCGUACCUGUGGUAGACUGGGCGCAGAAGAAGAACGAGCCCGAACCGCUUGCAGCCCUGCCGAGGCCAUUCAUCCCGCCGCCUGGACUGGUGCCUCGCGAUGGCGAUGACACUCCCAGCCAGCCCGCUCGUCGACAGCAUGUGCGCAAGGAGGCGCGGUUCGACGGUGCCGCGCGCGUGCGAAUCGCUGGAGGAGAGGCACGCAGCAACAACGAUGGCGCCCGCGCCGUAUCGGACCCGACGACGCUGCUCGCCGCGCAGUCGAGGAUCAGGGACGCUUCCGGCGCUGGACGAGUGCGCCGCGCCAUGUCGGCCGAGCACAAUCACAACGUGCACGACGACGACACUGCCUCGAGCGAGCGCGCCGACGACGACGACAGCAGCCUCAGCAUCGAGAUCCAGAUCCACGCCGAUGCCUAG